Messenger RNA from Racocetra persica, 353 nucleotides. Lineage: Eukaryota; Fungi; Glomeromycota; Glomeromycetes; Diversisporales; Gigasporaceae. The record is from the annotation of a GenBank genome assembly.
AUGACUUUAAAAGCAAUUGCUGUGCUUCGUGGUGACAAGCCAGAAAUCAAAACUUGUGGUGUCAUUACGUUCACUCAAGACAAUGAAAACGCGCCUACCCAAAUUGAUGUAGAUAUUAGUAAUUUAGAACCAGGACAACAUGGAUUCCAUGUUCAUGAAUUUGGUGACAAUACUAACGGUUGUACUUCUGCCGGUUCACAUUAUAAUCCAUUUAACAAAACGCAUGGUGGUCCAACCGAUGAAAAUCGUCACGUUGGAGACUUGGGUAACGUCACGGCCUCUGAAGAUGGUACCGUGAAAACUCAAAUUAAAGACAACCAUAUUACUUUGAAGGGACCAAACUCUGUUGUUGG